This is a messenger RNA of Sitophilus oryzae (rice weevil), 1372 nucleotides long. RefSeq names its product transmembrane protein 53. The transcript has 5 exons. The record is from RefSeq and is a predicted model, not a curated record. Lineage: Eukaryota; Metazoa; Arthropoda; Insecta; Coleoptera; Curculionidae. The coding region runs from base 232 to 1080 and encodes 282 amino acids.
CGUCUGAGAGCAGUAAUUUCGUUAAAAAUUGGACUUGGACAUUAAAUAGCCAAUUUUAACCAACUACGCUAAUUUGCGUUCUAAUUUUCAAAUUCGACUUUUUCCAAAUUCGUCAAUAAAACAGCAACAACGGGAAUUAUUUCAGGGCCGGUCUGCACGUCACGGAAAUAUAAUUCAAUCGAUACAGACCGGCGGUAGAGGAACACGCGCAAAACUCGCUGUUCCCUAAAAAUGGCUAACCCAGACGGUCUGGAAUAUCACAUCAAAUUCCCCAAUCCCAAUUUCAAUUACAACCAGAACAAUGCCGAGUCGGAUUUUGUUUUUGUCGUCAAUGAGGAAAAACUACCGGUUAUUGUUUUGUUCGGAUGGGCCGGCUGCAAAGACAGAUAUCUGGCCAAAUAUUCGCAGAUAUACGAGGAAAGAGGAUUAAUUACUUUAAGAUAUACAGCGCCGAUAAAGCUACUGUUUACCAAACGACAUUUAAUGGCUGUUAUCGGGGAAAAACUAGUCAAACUAUUAUUUGAUUUGAACUUUGAAACUCAUCCGAUAUUUAUCCAUUGUUUUUCUAAUGGUGGAGCGUUCCUCUAUCAGAACUUUUCAAUAGCAUUAGACAAACAAGUCAAACCCCUUCAGAUAAAAGGAGUUAUAUUUGAUUCAGCACCGGGUAAACGACGAGUAAUGAGUUUAUUCAGGGCUAUAUCAGCCAUUUUGGAAGGCAAUAUAAUUUACAAUUUUUCUGUGUCUUUUAUUAUGACAAUGUUUCUGUCGGUCGUCUGGCUGUACGAGAUUGUUAGGAACCAGUUUUCUCCUAGAUUAAAUGUCCAUAGUCACAAUCCUUUUGAGAAUUUACAGAAGGAAAAAAACAGAUGUCCACAGUUGUUCAUUUAUUCAAAGAACGACGACCUUAUACCGCACACAGAUAUUGAACAUUUCGCAAAGGUUCGAAGAGAUAUGGACGUUGAUGUGUCAACUGUAUGUUACGAGACAAGUUUACAUGUCAAGCAUCUACCUGAAAAUAGAGAGAGCUACGUCACCAGUGUUUUUCAAUUUAUUAACAAAUGUCUGAACGGUAUUAAGUGAACUUAGGAUCUCUUAGCAUUUUUCCAGGCUUUAAAUAUAAAAUGUAAUUUAUUAGAAAAUUAUUUGUAAGACCAAAAUAUUUGUUAAAAUGUUUUAAAAUUAUCUAGACCAAACAAUGUAUAGUAUAUUUGAUCAAAAUUUUGUGAACAUUAAUGUGAUGAACUCAUUAAUAUUGAAUACUUACACUUGAGAAUCACGAAAUAACACACUAUGUUUGUAUACAGGGUGAGUUUGCUACGAUGUUCUCUAUGGGUAUCUCGGAAACUACUGGAGAUGGAGAGUCGGUUAAAUG